AUGUCAAUCGUUCCAUACCAGUCUCGCGGUCGCGAGAUCGUCUUGCGUCACCACAAUGCCGUCGUUGUUCGCGACCCCUCCUCCCGCCGCCUCGAGCUUGACCGUGCCCUGACAGAGUGCCCGACAUGCCACCAGCCGUUGAGACCAUCCUCGCCCGAACGGAGCUUCGACUCCUCGUCUGAAAACGAAUCCUAUGUCAGUCCGGACUAUUUUCGCAUGCUGCGAGACCGCAACGACCUGUUUCAGUCCGAUCCAACGCCAUCGAGCCCCAUUCGCAGGCUCGUCCACGCUUUUGAUGACAACAACCGGACCCUGCCGGAAUAUGUGCAAGAUGCCGAGUUUGUUUCGAGCUCUCCCGCCCCGCAGGAAGGAAGUCGUAUCAAACGGGAGGCUUUCCAGCCAAACUACUUCAAGACAUUCUUCGUCGAAGAAAGAGAACUCGGUCGAGGCGGGAAGGGUGUCGUCCUCCUGGUGAGACAUGAGAUUGACGGCUGUCAAUUGGGAUAUUUCGCAUGCAAGCGUGUGCCCGUCGGCGAUGACCACGGCUGGCUUGAGAAGGUCCUGAUCGAGGUCGAGCUUCUCGCCAAGUUGUCGCACCCAAACCUGGUCUCGUACCGACACGUUUGGCUGGAAGAUGUCAAACUCAACCGGUUCGGACCCAGCGUGGCAUGCGCCUUCAUCCUUCAGCAGUACUGUAACGGAGGAGAUCUACUUCACAAGGUAGUUGGCAAGUUCCCAGAGGAGACAACCAAGGAACAGCUCAAGGCUCAGAUCCGGCGCCGAUCAAAGGGCCAAACGGAGAGGCCGUCAGACUUGUGGGCCGCACGCUCCCAACUCCUGCCCGAGGAGAUCUACUCGUUCUUCAGAGAUAUCACUGCAGGUCUCGCAUACCUGCACGCCACCAACUACAUCCACCGUGACCUCAAGCCAAGCAACUGCCUGCUGCAUGAUGAGCGCGGAAGGAUCACUUGCCUGAUCAGCGACUUUGGUGAGGUGCAGCCAGAAAAUGUCGUUCGUAAGUCGACCGGAUCAACUGGCACCAUAUCCUAUUGCGCACCCGAGGUUCUGAAGAAGGACGGUACGGGCAGGUACGGCAACUUCACAACCAAGUCAGACAUCUUCUCCUUGGGGAUGAUCUUGUAUUUCAUGUGCUUUGGACGACUGCCAUACCGAUCAGCCAACACGAUCCAUGAAGAGCUUGAGGACGUUGAUAUGUUGCGGGCCGAGAUCACAGACUGGAAAGGGUUCGAGGACGAGCGACGAGAGAGACCGGAGCUACCCGGAAAACUCUACACACUUCUGAAGCAGUUGCUCGCGCUGAACCCAAUGGAACGCCCCAGCGCAGACGACGUUCUGAAAGCGCUGAAGAACGUCACAAUUUUGGAGAGCAUGUUACGUGGCGCCGGCGCGUCGAUUGGAGUUCCGGGGCGGCGCAUCCAGAACUUGGAUUCGCCAAUGCCACCAAGCACUCCUGUGCCAGAUCCCAGAAAGCGUGCCACCGUACAGUCGUCAUUGCAAGACGAUCUUGAAGACGCUCAGAAAGAGGAUGGCCUACCACCGCCUCAACUUCACCAGACCCUACAGAAACUCUCAAACCCACCGCCAACAAGGCACCGCGCACCAACAAUGUCCCCAUCUCAUAGCCAGGACAGUCACCCGCGCCCGCGGUCGCCCCGAUACAGGAACUCCAGUCCAACACGUGAUCAAGACGCCAUCACAACACCCCUGCUGAUGCCUCCGCCGACCACCUUUUACGGAGAAGUCAAGACAAGAUACGAAGAGUUCACACGCACACUAUCUGAGCCUACGUCACCUUUCUUCCGAUUCGUGCUAUUCUUGGUUAAGAUGCUGGUCAUAGGCCGCGCUUGCUGGCCUGCCAGUUUCAAAAUGGCCAUGGGUGGCAUUCUAAUUACAGCAGCAGCCGUCGACCUCGCCUGGGUGUUGAGUCUCAGAAGAUCGGUGUUCUUCUUUGUGCUCCAUCUUGCCCUUGUCUUGACAUUUCAGAGGAGUGGCGAUCUCUGCCUGGGUGGUCAUGAAUCGUGGGACUGGAAUCCGGCUCUCCCACAGGAUUGA
Molecule: messenger RNA, 2073 nt
Organism: Diaporthe citri
Lineage: Eukaryota; Fungi; Ascomycota; Sordariomycetes; Diaporthales; Diaporthaceae
Exons: 3
Coding region: 1-2073 (690 amino acids)
Biological process (GO): protein phosphorylation
Molecular function (GO): ATP binding; protein kinase activity
Source: RefSeq, a predicted model, not a curated record